This is a messenger RNA of Panicum virgatum (switchgrass), 453 nucleotides long. Its product is annotated as histone H2B.4-like. Gene Ontology annotation, cellular component: nucleosome. The record is from RefSeq and is a predicted model, not a curated record. NCBI's taxonomy places the organism in Eukaryota, Viridiplantae, Streptophyta, Magnoliopsida, Poales, Poaceae. Gene Ontology annotation, molecular function: DNA binding; protein heterodimerization activity; structural constituent of chromatin. Gene Ontology annotation, biological process: nucleosome assembly. The transcript has a single exon. Bases 1 to 453 code for a protein of 150 amino acids.
AUGGCGCCCAAGGCUCAGAAGAAGCCCGCGGAGAAGAAGCCGGCGGAGGAGAAGGCCGACAAGGCGGAGAAGACGCCCGCGGGGAAGAAGCCAAAGUCAGAGAAGCACCUCCCCGCCUCCAAGUCCGCCGGCAAGGAGGCCGGUGAGAAGAAGGGGAAGAAGAAGGCCAAAAAGAGCGUGGAGACCUACAAAAUCUACAUCUUCAAGGUGCUCAAGCAGGUGCACCCGAACAUCGGCAUCUCCUCCAAGGCCAUGUUCAUCAUGAACUCCUUCAUCAACAACAUCUUCGAGAAGCUGGCGCAGGAGGCCGCCCGCCUCGCCCACUACAACAAGAAGCCCACCAUCACCUCCCGCAAGAUCCAGACCUCCGUGCGCCUCGUCCUCCCCGGCAAGCUCGCCAAGCACGCCAUCUCUGAGGGCACCAAGGCCGUCACGAAGUUCGCCAGCAACUGA